AUGUCUGACCGAACAAAUGAUGAAAAUUCAACUUUGUCUGCAUCAUCAGACGACGAGACAACAAACACCUCUGAAAUGGUCCUUGAUGAAAUGAAUCACACAACACAUGAUGAAGAUGCCAUAGCUAGAGCACUCAGUGCUACGAACGGUUUUAAUUUGAUUGAUGAACAUGAAAUAUCUAUUCAAACAGGCGAUAGUCAACCAUCUCAGGGCGUUCCCAGUUCGCUUGGUAAACAUAGUUUUUCUAUUACAACUAAUGGCCACUAA
This is a messenger RNA of Rotaria socialis, 267 nucleotides long. Lineage: Eukaryota; Metazoa; Rotifera; Eurotatoria; Philodinida; Philodinidae. The record is from the annotation of a GenBank genome assembly.